GCGCAAGGAAGGAGAGGAGGAGGAGAGAGACAAAAGAGCGUGGGGGGGGGUUGCAAUUCCAGGGGGUUAGGGUUUUUGCCAAAAGGUUUUCGUGCCCAAGAAAAAUCUGAGGUCCGAUGGAGGAGGUUACCGAGGGAGUCAACAACAUCGCCAUCACCGACGCCCACAAGAAGAACCGCAUUCAGGUCUCCAACACCAAGAAGCCGCUCUUCUUCUACGUCAAUCUCGCCAAGAGGUAUAUGCAGCAACACAAUGAGGUCGAGCUCUCAGCUUUGGGAAUGGCUAUUGCGACAGUGGUGACAGUGGCAGAAAUUUUGAAGAACAAUGGCUUGGCUGUUGAGAAGAAAAUCAUGACAUCUACUGUUGAUAUCAAGGAUGAUUCCAGAGGAAGACCGGUGCAGAAGGCUAAGAUCGAGAUAGUACUUGGGAAGACGGAAAACUUCGAUGAAUUGAUGGCGGCUGCUGCAGAAGAGAGGGAAGCCGCAGAGGCGGAGGAGCAGAGCUGAGGAGGUGUCAUGUGGCUCGUCCCAUGUCUGUUGUUUAUGUUGAAUAUGCGUGUUGCCGAUCCGGGGUCGCUUAGUUUUGCGGAUAUCUUGGACUCAGAAUGCUCUGCUUGUUAGUCAAUUAAAAGAACUACAUGUGUUAGCUGCGAUUUUUAAAGCUGCCUUUUGUAACAAGCAUGCGCCAUGCAAAGUGUCACUUCAUGGUUAGGGUCUAUUCAAUUGAUAUAGUUAUUUUAGAUU
Molecule: messenger RNA, 743 nt
Organism: Rhodamnia argentea
Lineage: Eukaryota; Viridiplantae; Streptophyta; Magnoliopsida; Myrtales; Myrtaceae
Exons: 5
Coding region: 117-506 (129 amino acids)
Cellular component (GO): nucleus
Molecular function (GO): RNA binding
Source: RefSeq, a predicted model, not a curated record